Raphanus sativus (radish) is the source of this 2502-nucleotide messenger RNA. RefSeq lists its product as uncharacterized. The record is from RefSeq and is a predicted model, not a curated record. Lineage: Eukaryota; Viridiplantae; Streptophyta; Magnoliopsida; Brassicales; Brassicaceae. The coding region runs from base 1 to 2502 and encodes 833 amino acids. Gene Ontology annotation, molecular function: nucleic acid binding; RNA-DNA hybrid ribonuclease activity. The transcript has 3 exons.
AUGCCGGAGAAAACUCAGAUCGCAGGAAGACCCCCAUCUCCUCCUCCCAAUACAGUGCUUUGCAAUACCGAUGCAGCCUGGAAGAAGGAAACCCUAGAUGCGGGUCUUGCUUGGAUCUUCGACACCUCUUCCUCACCCACAACGAUGAUCGCUCCUAAGGGUUGCAGAUUCCAAAGCCGUGUCUCCUCGGCUCUCAUGGCGGAAGGUCUCGCGAUUCGGGAAGCGCUCUCACAUGCACGACAACUCGGCAUCACCAAAAUCUGGCUACGCUCAGACUCUCUUUCGCUUGUCAAAGCGAUCAACUCGAUUUCCAAGCCGAUGAAGCUCUAUGGAGUUCUAUCGGACAUCGAUGAAAUUGAAGAGGAUGAGUUGCAGGAUCUGCUUGAUUUCAGAUGUUCUGAAGAAGACUGUCGGAUGUUAGAAAAAGAAGUUUCAGAAGAAGAAAUCAGGAAAGUUUUGUUUGCCAUGCCUAACAACAAAUCCCCGGGCCCUGACGGGUAUCCUGCAGAGUUCUUCAAGUCUACAUGGUCUGUGUUGGCUAAGGAUUUCACCAUUGCAGUGCAGUCAGUGUUCAAUUUCGGUUUCCUUCCUAAGGGGGUUAAUUCUACUAUUUUGGCAUUGAUACCAAAGAAGCUGGACUCUCUGGAAAUGAAAGAUUACAGGCCAAUCGCGUGUUGUAAUGUGCUAUACAAAGUCGUCUCAAAAAUUGUGGCGAAUAGGCUAAAGAAACUUCUUCCUCGGAUCAUCACAGAGAGCCAAUCAGCUUUUGUCAAAGGUCGUUUACUCAUGGAGAACGUCUUAUUAGCUUCGGAACUUGUCAAAGACUACCACAAGGACACUGUCUCAUCAAGGUGCGUAAUGAAAAUAGAUAUAUCUAAAGCCUUUGACUCGGUGCAAUGGAUGUUUGUGUUGAAGUGUUUAAGCACUCUGGGGUUUCCAAAAGACACUAUCCAUUGGAUUGAACUCUUCAUUAUGAGCCCUUCGUUUUCGGUUCAAGUCAAUGGAGAUCUUGCGGGUUAUUUCCAAAGUUCGAGAGGGCUUAGACAAGGAUGUUCACUUUCGCCGUAUCUAUUUGUUUUAUGUAUGGAUGUUUUAUCGAGGAAAAUAGAUAGAGCGGUGGCUGAGGGGAAAUUCAAGUUUCAUCCAGGGUGUCAAAAGCUGAUGAUCACUCAUCUGUGCUUUGAUGAUGAUCUAAUGGUUUUUGUGGAAGGAUCGAAGCAGUCUGUUCAAGGAGCUCUCUCAGUUUUUGAUGAGUUUGAGAAGUGGUCUGGGUUGAGUAUCAGUGUAGAGAAGUCCACGAUAUACAUGGCAGGAAUCCCGGAGGUAGAGAAGAGGAGUAUAUUGAAAAAUUUUAAGUUUGCAGUGGGAGAGCUUCCUGUUAGAUACUUGGGGCUUCCUCUUUUGACACAAGUAAUGAAGAAACAGGAUUAUGCUCCGCUGUUAGAGAAGCUCAGAGUGGCGUGGAUAGACAUUUGUUGCACUAAGAAUGAAGGCGGUCUAGGGAUCAGAAACUUAAGAGAAGUCAACAGAGUGUAUGGUCUCAAACUGAUCUGGAGAAUGUUAGUAGGAGAGUCCUUAUGGUGCAAAUGGAUUAGAGCUAAUUUGCUUAAAUGGAGAAGCUUUUGGGAAGUCAAUGUGCAUAUGCAGAGUGGUUCUUGGAUGUGGCAUAAGAUGUUAAAGCUGAGGAGUGUAGCUAAAUCUUUCUACGAGAUUGUAGUAGGAAAUGGGAGCUGUACAUCGUUCUGGUUUGACAAUUGGUCAGAGAAGGGAGUUCUUUUUGAUUUAUUGGGAGCAAGAGGAGCUAUAGAUAUGGGUGUAGGGAAGAAUGCCACAGUGGAGGAGGUAUUAUUAAGUGGACGUAGGAGAAGGAAGCAUCGUUUGGAAAUUCUGAAUGAUAUUGAACAGGAGAUUAAUAAUCUAAAGAUUAAGCUUCCCCAAGGAGAAAAAGAUGUUAAGCUUUGGAAAAGAGACUCUGGGUAUAAAAAAGAUUUCUCUACCAUGGAAACUUGGAAUAUGCUGAGAGUUAAGCAUCCUCCUUGUACUUGGUCUGCUGGUGUUUGGUUCUCACAAACCACUCCAAAAUAUGCUUUCAUGACAUGGUUAUCAGUUCGGGAUAGAAUGUCAACCAUGGAUAGAGUAGUGAAAUGGAGUCGGGGAAGUGAUGAUGUUUGUGUCCUCUGCAAAACAAGUUCUGAAUCGAGAAAUCACCUGUUCUUUGCUUGUGAUCGGUCUGCUAAAGUUUGGGAAUUCAUUGCUAAAGGGAUAUUGGGGAACUCCUACACUACUGAUUGGUCUGAGCUAAUGCUAAUAAUAUCUGAUAAAAACAGGGAGAAGAAGUUUUUGUUUUGUAUCAGAUAUGCUUUCCAAGCAGUUUUAUAUGCAUUAUGGAGGGAGAGGAAUAAGUUGAAACAUGGGGAGAAGAUGAUACCAUUAGAAAUUCUUAAAAGGGAGAUUGAGAAGGGAAUUAGAAACAGAAUCAGCCUGGUGCGUAAAAGGGAGUAA